UCGCGAGUGCAGGUCAUGUCUACUCACCUCACUCAGCUGGGGUGUGUUGGUGUGCUGAAGGCAACAGCAGCUUGAUUACUCGUGUGGUCACCAUGGAAGCCUGUCAGAGUAGAACUCACGAAACAGGUCACAGGCUGUGUGAUGGAGGAGGGUGAAGAAUCUUCAUCAAUAUAGGCGUCGACAACGACAACAUGAGCCACACCACGAACAGGGUGAGUGUCAACAGACAUUUAACAGCCAUGAUCAGAAGAAUGAAUGUCAACAGACAUUUUGCAACCAUGAUCAGGGGUGCCUGGGCCCUUGGUACGGAGGUUGUGGCGCGUUAUCCUUUUUCUGGUACAUCUACAGAAGAUUUGCCCUUUGCCAAGAUGGAGAGACUAACUAUAGUUAGGCCAACCAAUGAUCCUAACUGGGUUAAAGCAAGAAACAGAGAUGGUAUGGAGGGCAUGAUACCAACAUCGUACGUGACGGAGUUUAAAAAAGAAGUAAAGCUCAAUACCAUGGCCUGGUUCCAUGGUAAAAUCAGUAGAGAUGAAGCAGAAGGCCUACUGAAUCCACCUGAGGAUGGUCUCUUCCUUGUCCGAGAAUCUACAAACUUUCCUGGAGACUAUACACUUUGUGUGUGUUAUGAAGGCAAGGUUGAGCAUUAUAGAGUUAUAUAUAAAGAUAACAAGCUAACCAUUGAUGAGGAGGAAUAUUUUGAACAUCUAACAAAACUUGUUGAGCACUAUGAGCAAGACGCUGAUGGUUUGUGUACUCAACUAAAGCGAUCAGUGCCAAAGCAAGGUAGACGUGACUAUGCAGUUGAUGCAGUGAAGGCCUUCAAGGCAGCAGGCUGGUCCAUUAAUAGACAAGAAUUAAAGUUGCUGGACUCUAUAGGAAAAGGAGAAUUUGGUGAUGUAUUGCUUGGUGACUGGUUAGGACAGAAGGUGGCUGUCAAGAGAUUAAAGGAUAGCAGCAGAGCAGCCCAAGGCUUGUUAGAGGAGGCCUCACUUAUGACGAGUUUAAAACACAAUAAUUUAGUGAAUCUUUUGGGCUUAGUAUUUGAAGAUUCUUGCAUCCUUCUGGUAACAGAGUUCAUGAGCAAAGGUUCCCUUGUUGAUUACCUACGAUCACGAGGAAGACUACACGUUACUAAGCAAGACCAGAUCAACUUUGCAUGUGACACUUGUAGUGGUAUGGCAUACUUAGAGUCGCAGAAGGUAGUUCAUCGUGACUUGGCUGCUCGUAAUGUUCUUAUAAGCGAGGAGGGUGUAGCCAAGGUAUGUGACUUUGGUCUGGCCCACGAGAUGAACUUCAAGUUGGAUGGAGGGAAAUUCCCAAUUAAAUGGACUGCACCUGAGGCUCUCAGACAUAGUAAAUUUUCAAACAAAUCAGACAUGUGGUCCUUUGGCAUUCUUCUUUGGGAAAUUUAUUCAUUUGGCAGGGUUCCUUACCCACGAAUUCCACUGGCAGAUGUGAUGAAGCAUGUAGAAAAGGGUUACCGCAUGGAAGCUCCUGACUGUUGUCCACCCGAGGUGUAUCAAUUGAUGAAAGAGUCUUGGAAUUUGGAUCCCCAGCUGCGACCCACAUUCCACGAGGCAUAUAAGCAUCUAGUACAGCUGCAGCAUUCAACUUUGGCAUGACCUAAUCUGGGAGCAUAAGUAUAUUCAAAUGGUGCCAAUCGUAGAUAGUGAUAGCUGCAGUGAUCAUUUUGGCGUAGUAAUAGAAAUGAAUAGUUGCCAGAUAGAAGAAAUGGGUGAUAUGCACAUUAAACAAAUAUACUGCUAAUAGACAGUGAUUGUUGCAAAAUAGUGUCUCCAGUAUCUUGAAAAAUUAUACUGGACUGAAGAAACUACUGUAAUGAAUUUCAUUACAUGUGUAUAAAACCAAUCAGGUAUUAGCCCAGGACACCUGAGCCUCUUAUCCCUCCACACUUGCUUCAAAUAGUGUCUUGUCUUGAGUACAUGACAAUCUAAGUUGAAUAUCUUUCCCUUAUGAUUUAUUUUAGUCAGCCGUUAUAUAGAGAAAGAAUGGAUGUGUAUUUGGUGUCAGUAUUUCAUGUAAUGGCCUCUUGCUUUAGGAGAUGGUGCAACAUGUCAUUUCUCCUUCCCAGUACUGUAGCUUUAUAUAGCAGUGAGAAAGGAGGAUUGGUGGAAACUAUUUGCUGUAUUUGGAAAUUGUGUAUGUUCCUGUGUAGUGUACAGCUGACAGAAUAUUAUUGGCACUUGUGUAUUAUAAUCUGUAUAUCUUCCUGAUUUAUCUUGCAUAUAUCAGCAAUGUGUGCUUUUUGUAGCUCUUGUAUCAGGCCAAAUUCAUUGUAAACACACUUAAGUUGAGUUUUGUUUUUGAAGUGUAACAUUACAGUUAACCACUGCACUUACAUAGGAAAAAAAAAUUGUUGCUUGCUGAAUUUUUAGCUUUACAAAAUGUAUGUAUUUUUAAUGAAAAAAAAAGGUAAAAAAUUUCAGCAAGCACUUAAAUGUUAUGAGUGCAGCAGUCAACAGUUUUGUAGCAUGUUGCUUAACCUGAGUGUGUUAGAGUAUGGGCCUUGAUGUCAGAUAAUUUAAGAAAAGCAAGGCUAAAAUCUGACCUAAUCACAUGUUUGUGAAAAUGUAUCAUGUGAUUAUUUUUUAUGGUUUUAACCCUCUAACUGUCCAAACGUAGAUCUAUGUUUGCGUGCACAGCGCUCCGCCCUUGAUUUUCUCCAUAAGAAAGAAUGUAAAAAAAAAAAAACGUAAAUCUAUGUUUGGACAGUUUAAGGGUUAAUGAUAUUGAGAAUUCUAUAAUGUUAUGAUAUACGUUAUACUCCAUGAUUGACUUUAAUGUGCAUAUAAUUAUGUAAAUGGCCACAAUAUAUCGACAAGUCUAUUUUUGAAGUUAUGAAUUUUAUUUUUAAAUAUAUUUUCAUGUCUUCAUUCACAUCAUUUAGAUAUACAGUACACUGAUUAAUUUGUUAAUAUGUGAAAUAUUUACUGUAGUUCAGGAUAAUUAGCUUGCAGUUUUUAAAUAUACUUUAUAUUUUCCAGUUUAAUGUUCUCUCUUUUUAGGACUCAAGUCAGUAGGUUAUGCAUAUCAAUGCAAAUGAGACUGUAUAUCUUGUUGUGCAGCCUGUGUGUUGCUCCACAUUUUUUAUAUAUAAUAUUAGUAUGUAUCUGAUGUUCAACAAUGUGAAAUUUAACUUAUAACUUCAAAAACUUACAUUAAGGGUGUAUUUUCAUGUUAUUAGAUUUUGGUAGUUGUACACCACCUGAGGGGAAUGGAAAGCAAUUAGACUUGAGCCAAGAAAGGGAAGGAGAGAUUUAAUUCCUAGUAUCAAGAGCCCCUCAUUAGUAUUAAUGAAUCUCUCUUGAGGGGAGGGUUACAUGUAAUUGUAAACAUUUAGGUUAGGUAGGCCAUGUUAUAAAAAUUACAAAAAUGCACCUUUCAUGCAAGGAUUACAAGCCACAAGUUAAGAUUUAAUUUGAACAGUACUUACCAGUAUUACGUAUAAGAAUUAGGACAAUGAGAAUAAAGUAUAUUGCUAUUAAGCCUGUGAAACGAAACAUUAACAAGUCACAAAAUACCCAGACUUAUGAAAAGAAAAGUUAAAGUGGCAUUUCAGUCCACCCUGGACCAUUGUUGCAAAUGGGAGAGAGAGAGAAAAAAAAAAGAAAACCAGAGGACAGGUCGGAUAGUAAUUAGGGGAAAAUAGUAGGACUAGUAGUAAAGUAAUGAAGGGAAAAAUUACAUCAAGGUGAAGAUCAGAGUCCCUAAGAGACAAGAGCACUGCAGUAGGUCUACUGGUUUAUGGUAGGAAAGAAAAUGAAAGCAGGAAAUACAGAA
Messenger RNA from Cherax quadricarinatus, 3804 nucleotides. The record is from RefSeq and is a predicted model, not a curated record. NCBI's taxonomy places the organism in Eukaryota, Metazoa, Arthropoda, Malacostraca, Decapoda, Parastacidae.